Messenger RNA from Spirodela intermedia, 3317 nucleotides. The record is from the annotation of a GenBank genome assembly. Lineage: Eukaryota; Viridiplantae; Streptophyta; Magnoliopsida; Alismatales; Araceae.
AUGUCCGGCUUCGCGUUCCAGAGGCACGACCCCUUCGCCCUCGAAGAAGACCUCUUCCUCAGGGAUCCCUCCUCCUGCCUCAACCUCCCGCUCCCGCCGCCGCAGCCCGGGUUCUUCUCCGGCGACACUUCCUUCCUCCCUUCCACCCUCAGUGGCUUCCCCGCCGCCUCCUCCUCCUCCUCGGAAACGAUGCCCAGUCCGGCGGAGAAGAAGAGAAAGCAGACCCAGAGCGGUGACUCGGCACAAUUCAACGUGGGCAGAAGAACCCGCUUUGAUUUUUACACCUCCAUACUUGAUUUCAUCAAGUUUUCUCAUCUGGUUCAGCUUCUCCUUCGUCCUCCAAUUUGCAGGAUGCGGACGAGGCCAAGCGCAGGAAGCGGAGGAAAAGCGGGUCUCCGGCGAAGGAGGUGGCGGCGGCAGCAGCAUGGGAGUUCCCCGCCGGGUAUAUUCAUGUGAGGGCAAGGAGGGGCGAAGCAACCGAUAGCCACAGUCUCGCAGAAAGGGUAAUUUUAGAACACUCUUAAGAACACAUUUUUAUUGUAUAACUCAAAUUAUAAGUCAUCCCACACGCUGUUAAUUAGUUUCAAGUUGAGCCCAAAAACAAAUCUCUACCCUUCGAUCGGCUAAUGUCAUAAAUUAAAUAUUCAUUUAUUCAUUUAUUCAUUUAUUCAUUUAUUCAUUUAUUCAUUUAUUCAUUUAUUCAUUUAUUCAUUUAUUCAUUUAUUCAUUUAUUCAUUUAUUCAUUUAUUCAUUUAUUCAUUUAUUCAUUUAUUCAUUUAUUCAUUUAUUCAUUUAUUUAUUCAUUUAUUCAUUUAUUCAUUUUAUUCAUUUUAUUCAUUUUAUUCAUUUAUUCAUUUAUUCGGUACGGCUUCAUUUUAUUCAUUUUAUUCAUUUUAUUCAUUUAUUCAUUUAAAUUCAUUUAUUCAUUUAUUCAUUUAUUCAUUUAUUCAUUUAUUCAUUUAUUCAUUUAUUCAUUUAUUCAUUUAUUCAUUUAUUCAUUUAUUCAUUUAUUCAUUUAUUCAUUUAUUCAUUUAUUCAUUUAUUCAUUUAUUCAUUUAUUCAUUUAUUCAUUUAUUCAUUUAUUCAUGAAUUUUGAACAUUUAUUUACAAUUCAGGGCUUGUGGCUACUAUCUCAAGUUUUACCUUGUGUCUUCCUCAUAGGCAAGGAGGGGCAAGAUAAGUGAGAAGAUGAGGACUCUCCAAAGUCUCGUCCCCGGCUGCGACAAGGUGACGACCAGCAAGGCCUCAUCAUCUUAUUAGGGUUUUUAAUAACUCAGAUUGGCUCGAUCCCUCGUAGUCUUUCCACAAGCUCUAAUUGCGGUAAAAAUAUGAAGUCAUGAAACUUAAAACUAAGCAAGGGGAGUAGGGUUGACUUUUUAAUGCCCAUAUCAUUCGUUCUUGACAUAUCAUGUUACCUAUAAGUUGAUUCUUAGGGGUGGACAAUAUUAUUCGAAUGUGGGAAGAAAUUGCUUGAUUUUGAUGUUAUUUAUGGAAAGGAUGCAAUCAUUUGUUUUACUUUUUAUAUUAGCAUAUAAUCUAUGGUGCGGAAGGUAAAUACUACUUUCUUUAUCAUAUGAUUGUUUAACGAUUAGCCAGAAAACUUGUCGUAUAUGUCUAUGUAAAUAUAUAUAUAUGCGUAUCCGUCUUUGUUUCUCUCUCUAGAAUGUGCACGGAAGGCCAUGUUGAUUUUGACUUAAUCAUGGUUUGCUUUGACACCUAUUAUAUCGUAGUUGAUUAAAGGAGUUUAUGACGUCUCUAAUGUUGGGUGUCAAAUGGUGGAAGGUGAUUGGUAAGGCCCUCAUGCUUGAUGAGAUCAUCAACUACGUGCAAUACUUGAGGAACCAAGUGGAGGUACCAACAUUGCGGCCCUCUAUGUUUCUCUCUCUUCUCUGUAUCUAGCUUGAGUAACGAUUGGGCAAUUCAUCAUGAGGCAGUUCCUAUCUUUCAAGUUGGAUGCUCUUAAUCCAGUGUUCUUCAGCUCUUACACGGAUUUGGAUCACCUGAUCAAGUUAGAGGUAUGAUCAUAGACCCCACAUGUAGAUCUUCACAUGUCAUAUUUUUUAAAAUUAAAAUAUCAGUAUUUAAUAUUAUCUUGUGCAUGUUGGCAUAAACCCACGUUAUACUUAUUUUUAGCUAUUUACAUUGGUAUCAAAAUUUGUGGUUAUAUUUUUACAUUCUUAAAUAAUAAAGCGAAUUUUCGAGCCCAAUUUUUCCUUGUGUUCACAUUCUCUCUCUCUCUCUCUCUCUCUCUCUCUCUCUCUCUCUCUCUCUCUCUCUAUCUCUCUCGGUAUUUUUCGGGCUUUUCUACAGCCUGUAUCUGGUCGAGGCCCGGCCCAGCUCCUGGUUUUCCCCUACGGAGCCAGGCUAGAACACCUAGCCUACGAUUUAGCCGAAUAUAGAAAACUUAGUUUGAAUCAUCGUUGACUUAUCUUGAGCUGAGUAGGUAAAAUAUUUAGGGGUUUAAUGGCGACGACUUUUUGUUUGAGAUGGCAGAACGUAGAGAUGCCGCCGGCGCCGCCACCCGCUCCUCAGCCGUCUCCCUUCUUCGACAAUGGGGACGACGACCGUCUGGUACAGGAGUCUUCAGCGGCCCUGGUUUUCCUGCACGGCCAGGGCCCUCAUGCCUUCCCUCAGGUCUCUCUGCAUGGAUUGCAUUUACAGUAGAGAGAGAAAGAGUGAGAGAGAAAGAGAGAGAGGGGGACGGUGUGUCCUUUGAAAGAUGUUCCCUGACGGUGCACUGUGCUGCUUCUACGAGCACAGUACGACUAUCAAACGCAUCCGUCAGGUUUCUACAUGGAGGAACAGUCAGGGGGGGGGGACGGAAUGGAGACUUUGUGGCAUUCAAGACAGGAACUGACACAGGAGAGAGAGAGAGAGAGAGAGAGAGAGAGAGAGAUCCUGAGGUAACAAUACACGGAGACAGUCAAGAGUCUGGGGUAGGGAGGGUUGGAAGGAGAGAGAAGAGAAAUAGCGAGAGAGAGAGAGAGAUCCUGAGGUAAUAAUACACGGAGACAGUCAAGAGUCUAGGGGUAGGGAGGGUUGGAAGGAGAGAGAAGAGACAUAGAGAGAGAGAGGGAGAGAAAUUUUGUGCCCUUCAUAGAUAGAGAGAGACUGGCAGAGAGGGCUAGUAAGAGAGGGAGAGGGAGAGGGAGAGAGAGAGAGUGGGGGAAGUGGGGGCUCCCAUAGAUAUCGUCAUUGACAAAGACCACUGUGUAUGUGCAUUUCAGGAAGGGGAGAGGAGCUACGCGAUGCAACUGGGAGACCAGAUGCGGGGCCUCCUCCAUCAAGUGGAGCUCGGCAUUUGCCCCUUCCAGUAG